Callorhinus ursinus (northern fur seal) is the source of this 1251-nucleotide messenger RNA. RefSeq names its product COMM domain containing 9 (gene COMMD9). The record is from RefSeq and is a predicted model, not a curated record. Lineage: Eukaryota; Metazoa; Chordata; Mammalia; Carnivora; Otariidae.
GCCGUCAGGUGACUUGGGGAAGAUGGCCGCGUUGACAGCGGAGAAUUUCGCGGCGCUCCAGAGCCUGCUGAAGGCCUCCUCAAGAGAUGUUGUCAGACAGCUGUGCCAAGAGAGCUUUUCCAGUUCAGCCCUUGGCUCAAAACAACUCUUGGAUAUUACAUGUUCCAGCUUGUCUGUGACCCAGGAGGAAGCGGAGCAACUGCUCCAGGCUCUGCACCGCCUCACCAGGCUGGCGGUGUUCCGUGACCUGUCCUCUGCUGAGGCGAUCCUGGCUCUCUUUCCUGAAAAUUUCCACCAAAACCUCAAAAACCUGCUGACGAAAAUCAUCCUAGAACAUGUCUCUACUUGGCGACUGGAAGCCCAGGCAAAUCAGAUCUCCCUGCCGCGCCUGGUUGACCUAGACUGGAGAGUGGACAUCAAGACCUCCUCCGACAGCAUCAGCCGCAUGGCCGUCCCCACCUGCCUGCUGCAGAUGAAGAUCCAAGAAGAUCCUACUCUGUGUGGAGACAAGCCCUCCAUCUCAGCGGUCACUGUGGAGCUGAGUAAGGAAACGCUGGACACUAUGCUAGACGGCCUGGGCCGCAUCCGUGACCAGCUCUCCGCCGUGGCCAACAAAUGACCCCAGCCGGCUGCCGGCCAGCGGUGUGCGCCUCCCAGCCCCCGGGCUGCCCCCCUGCAGCAGCUGCGGCCGUUGGCAGGGUCUGCAGGCCGGCCCGGGGGGACGGGGAGGGGGCUGCCAUCCGGAAGGCACAGCUGCGCCGGGAGGAAGCAGAGCCCGGCCCCGCGCUGUUCUCCUCCCUCGUCAUCUUGCGUCCUUCGGAAGCUGGUGAGCAGAAGCCCCCACCUCUGGAAGGCGUCCUCACCACUGCGGCGGUGUGAGGGGGCAUCCGCACCAUCAGCUGCCUCUGCGUGGCUGCCUGGAAAAUUCAGGCCCACGUUGUGGAGCUCAUCUCAGAAGUUCCUUUCCAGCAUUAGGUCUGAUUGGUCCGUGUCCGGCCCUGGAGCACAGGGAGGGAAUCACGGGGCUGAGGCCAGCAGUUGGCGCUUCUCCGUCGGAGAAGCCGGGCAGAGCCUGUAGAGCCGUGGGGCCCCCCGCCGGCCCAAGUCCAGAGCCUUCCUGAGCCCCCUCAACCCUGCGGGCCCUCCUUCCAGCGUAGGGAGUCUGGAAUGGGUGCUGACUUCCUCCUUCAUGAAGCCACAGGGCCCGGGAAACAAGUGGGAGUGAUGGAAAUAAAUAAUCGUUCUAAAGAC